This is a messenger RNA of Durusdinium trenchii, 951 nucleotides long. The record is from the annotation of a GenBank genome assembly. Lineage: Eukaryota; Dinophyceae; Suessiales; Symbiodiniaceae.
AUGGCGAAUUGGCGAAAGCUUCGAGGAAGAGGACUCUUGGAAGUUUUAGUUGCCACGUGGCUGGUGACCACUUGGCGUGGACAUGAUGAGUCAGGAGCUUUUAUUGCGAAUCGCCACUGGUCACUUUCCCAGACUCGAAGGAGCCUGCUCACAGGAACGCUUUUCUCUGGCUUGUUUGUUGGCGUCAUGCCCGAGCCAGCCGCUGCACGAACCGUCACAUUAGGUUUGCCGUGUCGCUGUUGCGAGAGGGAUUGGUGCGCCACAGCCUGCGUAGAAGCCAAUGAUGGCGAGCAAACCAAAUGCAACUGCCACGAGUUCUUGAGUGAAAUGCAAUCAGCAGAGCAAGUGGUUGUGUCGGGCGGCUUGUACAAAGUACCAUCAGAUGCCUCCAAAGCCAGACUUGAUGCGAUCGACGCUGGACUUGGAGAGAGGGGCUGGGCAAGCAAAUUGGGCUGGAAGGAUGCCAAUUUGCUCAAGUGGAACGUAGAGGAUGGCUCCCAUUUGAAAGUGAAACCAUCGACUUUGGAUGGUGCUGGCGAUGGGCUCUUCACAACCGAGCUGCUUCCGAAGUACACAGUGUUGCCGCCGUAUCAAGGAAAGCCUCUGAGCAUUGGCGAAUUCCGAACAAUGAGGGGCACACGUGAUAUGGACUAUGUGUGGUGCCCUCUGAGAGAAGACGGGCUAUUUAAUUUUACGGACGAUCAAUUACUUAGCGCUGAGAAAGCUGGAGCGGCAACAACUUUUUGCAUCGAUGGCCGUGAGACAGCUGACACAAAUCCAGCACGGUUUAUCAAUGCUGCGCGAAGCAAGGAGCAAUGCAAGAAGGUCAAUGUGAAGAUCUGUGAGUUUGGUGAUGUCGCCUAUUUCAGGACCACCAAAGAGGUGAGGAAGGGUGGGGAACUCAUCACCGAUUACGGCAGCCAGUAUUGGGAGGACUUCGAAGGCUGCUGA